AAUUUCUGGAAUUAUUGCUCAGAUUACAAAUACAUGAAAUAUGUACGUGCAACCUGUGGUGAAUCCCCGUUGAAAUCUGCAGUCACACACUCACUAGUCACACUGCGUUUCCCCCUCAUCAUGACUCUUUUAAGUCACUCUUAAAAUGACGGACUUUAUGUUUGGAGACGACCCGGAAAUGCCUCCACUAGAGGAAGGCCCGGAUGAUUAUGACGAGUUCAAUGAUGAAACGUUUGGAGGCGAAAUUGAGGAAGACUGGCAGAACACGCAUGAGAAGUUCAGCACAGGGUUCGGCAAUACGUCCUUUGAGGAUGACUACGGCAAGAUUGCACCCAAGAGACCGCACGAUUCUGGGUGCUACAGUGGAGAGAGAGCCCGUAUUCACGAGGAAAAUCUUGAGGAGAGUAUCAGCAAGCUAGUUCUAGAUGACGAGGAUGACGAAGAUGACAUGUAUGGCUCAUCGACUGGGAAGUCUCAACCCAUCACCAUCGGAGCUGGAGCCAACAUGGGAGGAUCCAGCAACAUGUCCCAGCUAUUUGGGCCUUCCUCCCCGCCGGCGCUCUUCGAUCCUCAGGAGUUCAUCUCGCCGGGGAGCAAGAAGAACAUCUGGGGCUCCCCGACCUCCCAGAAGGUGACGAGCAACACGGAGCAGCAUCUCAAGGCCAUGCUUAACAUACGCCCACCGGAAGACUUGCCUCUGGAGGACCCAGCUGUGGUGCAGGCUGUCCCCGGCGCCGAGCCCGCCAAGAAGGUCUUCACCCUCGAAGAGCUGGAGAAAGACCUGACAGGCAGGGCGCCCCCUCAGCGCACCAUCUCCCCGAUCCUGGGCUCCCCUCCCAUGAGCAAAAUGAUGCCAGUCGGUACCCCGCCCCAACACUCCUUCUUGCAGAGGACGCCGGCCGGCAUGGUGCACCAGCAGCAACUGCAGCUGAAAAAACAGCAGCAGCAACAACAGCAGCAGCAGCAACAGCAGGCGGCUUUGCAACAGCAGGCAAUGCAGCAACAAAUGAAAUCAAAGCCUCCCAGUCAAUCAAUGACUCCACAGCAGCAGCUUGCUACGACGCAUGCCAUUCAGCAGUUGGUCCAGCAAAUCCACCAGUCCGUCGGCGGCCGCGUGUCGCCGACCCACAUCACCCAACUGGUGCUCAGCAUGCAGGCUGCCAGCGGCCGCGCUUCCCCGAACCAGAUCCGUCAACUCAUCAUGGCGAACACCGGGCAGGGCAACGCUUCGCCGUUCCCCAGGCCAAUGGGUGCCGGCGUGACUCCCACCAAGGGUAUGGCCCCGCCUCCUGGGAUGACCCCGCCCGGAAUGACCCCGCCCGGAAUGACCCCGCCCUCUGGAGGACCACCCCCAAGAACACCGAUGCAGCAGCAACAACAGAAGCAACAGCAGCAGCAGCAGCGGUUUGGAUCUCCCAUGAUGCAGCAGCGGCCGAUGUCUCCCAUGAUGCACCAGCAGCGGCCGGGAUCCCCCAUGAUGCAGCAGGGCCGGCCUCCCAUGAUGCCGUUUUCGCCGGGGGGUAUGAUGGGAGGGCCUCACCCGCGUACUCCUCAAGGCAUGCGUGGCCCGGGCCCGGGCCCUGGCCCAGGCCCGGGGAGAAACAUGAACACGUUUGGCCUGACACCUAUGCACCCACAUAUUCCCCCGAUGCGACCUUUCUCUGAUCCGGGAAUGAGACGACGCUUUCCGUUCAACAACCAGCAGAGGCCGUAUUCACAAACGCCAAAUCGCUAUGGAGACAGACACCAGCGACCUUACCAUAACCGUUACUAUGACAAUGAACAUCGCCGCCCAGGCCCUGGUGGGGAUGCCAAUACAGACGACUAUGCAAACCUGAUGACGCUACGGGAAAAGGAAUGGGUCCAGAAGAUCCAAAUGCUUCAGUUACAGAGCAAUAACCCUGAGGUGGAUGAUUACUACUAUCAGGCUUACAUGCUAAAGAAGCAAGGCCAGGAGGAACAGAGCAAGGAAGGAGUGCAGGCUGAGAAGAAGAAGAAGAACGGCAAGGAAGCCGAUAAGAUCAUCACGCGGACUCUGGAACAUCGGGUCUACCAACCAGCUCAAUACGAAGGUGCUCUCGGUCGUGUCACGUCAUCAAGUGUCAACAAUCCCAGACAGUUGAUCGACUUCCACAUUGAAGCAGUCGGGGAUGAAGAAGAGGGCUCUAAACCCAGCGCUGCCAAGGAGCAGAGCAAGAAGCGUCGCACGCUGCUGUCUGUGGAGCGCGUCUACGGCAUCUUGCUGCAGCUGGACGACCUGGCGAAGCAGGUGCUGACGCUGCCGGAGUCCGACCGCAGCACCCUGAUUGAGAAGAGACAGAACAUGGUCGGGGUGAUAUACGCUCACCUCAAGCCGGAGACUGUGCUGUGUGAUCGACCAUCCGAUGACCACUUUAUCCAAGUCCUGUCGGUGCGUAAAGGUCGCAAGCUCAUCGCCAGAGUCCUGCCGCUGCUGGACAAGAAGGAGGCGCAGUGCGUAGUCCAGGCCAUUCUCAGAAACAUGAGUCUGCUCCUGAAGAAGGAGUCGCAAGAGAUGCGCAAGGAGCUGCAGGAGUCACAGAAAACAAACGCACAGGAGACAUUACCCAUGGUCUUCCCACCGUUAUGGCGUUGCAUCCAGACCACCACCCUGCCUGAGCUCACCUGCAUGGUGAAGCAGCUGACAGCCGGGGCCAGUGGCGUCUCACCCUCACGGCAAUACGGCUCCAUCAUCUCCAUGCAUAUGCAGAACAAGUUUGGUGUGUCCGUCAUCCUGUGCCUGUUGAGCCAAGGGGAGAGGAUCUUCAGCAGCACAUCGCUCGUAGACUUGGAGGAAGACACGCAGAAUGACUGGGUGGACUGUGUGAAUCAAUUUGCCAAAGACAUCUGCGUUGUUGCCGAUGCCGCAAUACCCCAGCCCCUGGUCACCGUGGACAACGUUUUGCCGCAUUUUGCGCGGUUUGUCAGCAAGCAGACGUUCAAUGCCUUGGAGAAGAGACUCAGAUCAAUCACAGAAGAAAAGACAGCACAAUGAUCGUCAAACUUUAAAAUUGAUUCUCGUCCAACAAGUGUUACCACUAUUAACUGAAUAUUUAACGACAAGUUAAAACCGCGAAGGUAAGACAAACCACAUUAAACAUAAUUUACAUUUUCGAAAAGGGUAACUUUUUAUUUAAAUCUUAGAAAAAAAAGUGGAAUUUGUUCAUUGAUAAAAACCAGCAUUUGAAAUUUUGGAAGAAAUUCUUUUUCUCGGUGAAUAAAUUGUGUGUGCUUAAUAUUUUUUUUAGGUUUUGACAUUUGUUCGUAUUAAAACAACUUCCACUUUUUUUGCAUGACUAGGGUUCAUGAAAUCUUGAGAAUUUAAUUGAAAAUUAUU
Molecule: messenger RNA, 3355 nt
Organism: Patiria miniata (bat star)
Lineage: Eukaryota; Metazoa; Echinodermata; Asteroidea; Valvatida; Asterinidae
Gene: patl1
Product: protein PAT1 homolog 1-like
Exons: 18
Coding region: 146-3013 (955 amino acids)
Biological process (GO): P-body assembly; deadenylation-dependent decapping of nuclear-transcribed mRNA
Cellular component (GO): P-body
Molecular function (GO): RNA binding
Source: RefSeq, a predicted model, not a curated record